Molecule: messenger RNA, 1602 nt
Organism: Setaria italica (foxtail millet)
Lineage: Eukaryota; Viridiplantae; Streptophyta; Magnoliopsida; Poales; Poaceae
Product: transcription factor bHLH25
Exons: 3
Coding region: 12-1001 (329 amino acids)
Molecular function (GO): protein dimerization activity
Source: RefSeq, a predicted model, not a curated record
CAUCUGCCGACAUGGAGGACACGGGCCUAUUCAUGGAGUGGGCGACGAAUAAGCUGCAGCACGAGCACCCUGGAGCCGCCGCCGACAAUGACUUCAGCGAGGCUACCUUCCCCUCGCUCCAAGCGCUCCGCGAGGCGUCGCACGCAGCCGAAAUGGUGCAGGAGCUGGUCGCGGGCGUUCAUGCCCCAAACAGCUGGAGCUCCGGCGACGGCGUCGGCGACACCGCCGCGAACCACCUGCCAGCGAUCUGGAGCUUCGGUGCCACGUCUGCACAGCCUGGCAGUGGCAGCAACGGCAUGAUGGAGGCCCCGGCCGCACGCGGCCAGCCGGAUCUGGUGCACGGGCCGCCGCCAACGAGGAGAGCCGGCUUGAGGGGCCUGGGAUCCAUGUCGGCAUCGUACGCGCAGGAUCACAUCAUCGCAGAGCGGAAGCGGCGAGAGAAGAUCAACCAGCGCUUCAUCGAGCUCUCCACAGUCAUCCCCGGCCUCAAGAAGAUGGACAAGGCGACGAUCCUCUCCGACGCGACAAGAUACGUGAAGGAGCUCCAAGAGAAGGUCAAAGACCUCGAGGAGGCCAGCGGGAGCAGCGGCAGGAGCAUCGAGACUCGCCUGGUGCUCGUCAAGAGGCCAUGCCUCCAUGCCGCGGCGGCGGCGGACGACGAUGGCUCCCCGUUCUCUCCGUCGCCUGGCACACCGACGGCGAGGAAAGAGCUGCCGGAGAUCGAGGUCCGGUUCUCGGAGAAGAGCGUGAUGGUGAGGGUUCACUGCGAGAACAGCGAGGGGGUGGCCGUGAAGGUUCUUACCGAGAUGGAGGAGCUCCAACUCGCCAUCAUCCACGCCAAUGUUAUGCUCUUCUCGGCUUGUACUCUGAUCAUAGCCAUCACGGUGAAGGUUGAGGAGGGUUUCACCAUAACAAAAGAGGAGAUUGUUGACAGACUCGACUCUGCAUUACUGAACCAGCAUAGCAGCUGCAACAGCACUGAACAAGCAGAAACCUGUUGAAGAAGCUAGCUUGCGGAAUACAUAAUUAAAUAAACACAUGCAACGGUAUGAAACGUCCGACGGCGAGGUGUGUGUCGUAGUAUAUUAAUGACACAUGGGUGUUUUCUAUUUUUUGUUUUAGGAUUUAUGCGGCUUUAUCCCUUGGUGUGUGUCACAUUUCGUCGCUUCACGUAGCGUGCAUGCAUGCGAUUAACGAUAACAUCUCACGCAUGGCCAUGCAUUAUUCACACAAGUGGAUGCUUGCGACGAGAAUUUCUGCACCACAUGUUUGCAGUUUGGCCGGAAGCAUCAAUACUUAAUUGCUUUACCACGCACGACGAAAAGUUCUGCACCGCAUGUUCUCAACUAAACGCGAAACAUCAACAACCAAGCAACUGGAUGCUACUAUUGUCGCAGAAAAGCACUCAAGAAAGAUCAAGGAAGUGUUCCUGCAAGUUGCUUUUUAUUUGCAUCAAACCUUUUCAUGCCUGUAAAAUAUAUAUAAGAUCAUGUACUAUAGUACUACCAUCUGUUCAUGAUGCUAGCUGUGUCCACCCAUCUAUUUUCAUGCAUGUGUAUUGUGUACAACUAUAUACUGCUGCAUAUAUUUUUUUAUCAGAAA